GGAGUCGCCGUGUGUGCGGUGGUAGGCGGGACUCGGACACUCUUCGCAUCCCACUUUUGAGGAGAUUACGGGGACAAUUUAGUGUGAAACACAUGACAACACCGCUGUUUGGAGGGAAGGCGGACGGACGAAGAGGGACGGAUCCAGGCAGAGACAAACACCGAGCGGGGGCUAGAUCUGUGUGGAGAUAUUUGGAGUUUGAGGGGGGAUUCUGAUCACGCUACUUCUCUGAUCCCAACAUUAAAAUAACUUCACUCUCUUGGACCUUCACAAACAUUGACCCAGCCUCCUACAUUUACACACUUCAACAGGCUUGAUAACCAAGAAAUCAGAGCAAAUAUGAAUGAAGAUAAACCAGCAGAGGCUGUGGAAACGGCUCCUGCCGAGUCCAACGCCAUACCAAAUGGAAAAGGCCACGAAGCUGGGGAGGAGAUCACUGCAUCGGCGAAAACACCACCUGCAGAGGAUGGUGAAAAUCCACACAGAACUGAGAAUGCAGAGGCAAACCUCCCAGAGAGCCAGGAGUUCUUAUCAGGCGUGGAGGACAAGAAGACCCCACGUUUUACAGAUUUUGAAGGGAAAACCUCAUUUGGGAUGUCUGUCUUCAACCUGGGAAAUGCAAUCAUGGGAAGUGGAAUCCUAGGACUUGCCUAUGCCAUGGCCAACACAGGGGUCGUCCUGUUUCUGACACUUCUCACAGUGGUGGCAGUCCUCUCCUCAUAUUCCAUCCAUUUACUGCUAAAGUCAUCUGGUAUUGUAGGUAUUCGUGCCUAUGAGCAGCUUGGCUACAGGGCCUUUGGUACCCCGGGGAAGAUGGCGGCUGGUAUUGCCAUCACGCUGCAGAACAUUGGAGCUAUGUCCAGUUACCUGUAUAUAGUCAAGUAUGAGUUUCCCUUGGUCAUCCAGGCCUUUCUCAAGGUGGAUAAACCUGCAGGUGAAUGGUACAUGAACGGGAACUAUCUCGUGAUCAUAGUAUCUAUUGCAGUCAUAUUACCACUGGCUCUCAUGAAGCAGCUAGGAUACCUGGGGUACACUAGUGGCUUCUCCCUGAGCUGCAUGGUUUUCUUCCUCAUUUCAGUCAUCUACAAGAAGUUUAACAUCCCUUGUCCGUUCGUGGACUUUGCAUUCAAUAGCUCUACCAGCGUGCUCAAUGUCAGUGCGGCAGAUCCUGGAGGGGAGAUUGACCCUGCCUGUAUUCCCAAAAUGGCCAAUCUCAACUCACAAACGGCCUACACCAUCCCCAUCCUGGCGUUCGCCUUUGUGUGCCACCCCGAGGUCCUGCCCAUCUACACAGAGCUGCGCAAUCCCACCAAGAAAAAGAUGCAGCAUGUGGCCAACAUCUCCAUUGCAGUCAUGUACAGCAUGUACUUCCUGGCUGCACUUUUUGGAUACCUAACUUUCUAUGGUGAAGUGGAAGCAGAGCUGCUUCACACCUACAGCCGCAUCGACCCGUAUGACACUUUGAUUCUGUGCGUGCGUGUAGCUGUGCUCACUGCUGUCACACUCACUGUGCCCAUUGUGCUAUUCCCUGUACGGAGAGCAAUCCAGCAGAUGAUGUUUCCCAACAAGACCUUCAACUGGCCCCGCCACAUCGCCAUCGCUGCUGUUCUGCUCACAUUCAUCAACCUGCUGGUCAUCUUUGCCCCCAACAUCCUGGGCAUCUUUGGGAUCAUUGGUGCUACAUCUGCCCCCUGUCUCAUCUUCAUCUUCCCUGCAGUCUUCUACAUUCGUAUUGUACCCAAAGAAGAGGAGCCGCUGCGCUCUGUCCCCAAAAUCAUGGCUGCCUGUUUUGCUGGGAUCGGCGUCCUGUUUAUGAUAAUGAGUCUCAGCUUUAUCAUCAUCGACUGGACAUCAGGCACCAGCAAAGCCAGCAGUGGUCACUAGGCACCACCUUCCAUCCCUCCCUUGGUUUUAUAUUGUAGAUUUAGAUCUGUGUUGUUCUGUUGUUGUUUUUAUUCUGAAUAAUGUCUUAUGUUUGAGAUCCCUUUUAUUUCCAUUUGAGUAUAUUGGCCACAGUGUAGAGUUUUGGAUGUCUGUGCAAAAGCUUCUCCCUGCCAAAUAGAGACUGCAGAUCAGGGCCAGUAGACUUCUUUUGGAAAGCCAGUAGUUAAUUUUUAAAAAUAGGCCAGGCGCAUAAGUGAGUGAAGCUGAUAUUUAGAGGCUGUGCCUUGUGAGAUGGAUGGAUGUACACAAAACAGAAACAGAAAAGCCACAAUGUAGAAAACUGCUGUCUUUACAUGCCUGUCCCUGCAUUUGAACUCUUAAAUGCCAGAAAUUAAUUGAAUCAUUGAUAAUACCUUCUUACCUACCUAUUACUUUAUAUCAUAUCAUUAUUAAUACUUUAAGUUAUUUCAAUCACUUAUAUUGCCAUUCUGUGCAAAUGCAUUUGAAAAUUAUAGCACACGUUAUAGCAUGGAGAGAAAUGAAAGGAAAGGAAUAGUGCAACAUUGCUGGGAAACACGCUUCCUCACUACUCUGCAGAGAUUUGGAUGAGGAGGUUGACACCACUAUGGUAAAUCUGAAGCCCCAGCUAGCUGCUGGUUAACUUAGCUUGGCAAAAGACCAGAAAAAGUUGAACUAUUCCUUUAAGAUAUGCAGCCUUUAACUCCUAUUCCACUGAAAAGUGCUGCUGCUGCUACUGCUACUGCUGCUGCUGCUGUGGAGUCACACCUCACCUCUGAUGGAGCAAUAUUGCAAAACCGCAGACAGUAUGUGGUAUAGAGUUAUGAGCACAUUUUAAGUAACAUUCCUACACAAUAUAAACUAGAUGUAUAUUUUUAUUGUGAUUCACUACCUGAUUAAAAAGACCUCAGAAGAUGCAGUAAGGACUGAUGAAAUAAACCACACCAAGGUCUUUCUGAGGUGAUGGAUAUCAGAGAGGCAGAAACUUUAGAACUGGCCCCUAGAUGUUGAUAUGAAAACAAACAAACAAAGAGCGUAUAUUAUUCAGUGUUUUAUUCAGUAUUACUGUGAAAAUGACCGUGAUAAAUGGUACUCAAGACCUCAUCUGUUGGAUUGUACUGAUAAAAGUGAUCAAAGUAAUGAAAAAUUGAGAGUUACCACUCAGUGUUCUUAAUCAUCGAGCAGUGAUGAUUUUUACCUGAAAGUUUUGAUGUAUUGUUUCUGGACGUAAACAGAGAUAACCAAAACAUAUAUAUAUAUAUAUAUAUUAAAAAAAACAACAGGGUCACUUCAUGAAGUGGAUUAGAAAAAGUUAGAUGUCUGUAAGUAUGUCUGUGUCCAGCACAAGUUUGAGCCCUAACAGAAACAGCAGACAUGAGAUCACUGUCUUCUUUAACAAUCUUGAAAAGUUAGCGGUUAGCAAUAGCACUUUCCUUUGAUAAGCACAACUUCUUGUAGCUAUUAAUGAGUUAAAAUGCAAGCAAAUAAAUUGUGAGAAACUCACAUACUUUAUAGAUGUGAUUGAUGGGCAUGUCCCUUUUAUAUAACAAGAUCAUUGACAAAUGGAUCAGUCUAAAUGUAGAUUAUGAACAAUGUAUUGAUGGUAACAUAUGGAUGUCUCCUCAAACACUACUUGAAAUGAUGUCAGUUAGCUUUUCUGUGAGCCUCUCUGAUCAGUUAUUUCCUCCUCUGGUCCGUUCUGUAGAUAAAACUGCUAAUUAUUUUGAUUUACUGUUGGAGGUUUACAUAAUUGUCUGUGUUGGUUAACAAAAGAAGACAUGACUCCACUGUAUUUGAACUAUAGUACUUAUAUAUAUUUGUGUUGUUAAACCUGGACCUGUACUCUGAUUGGAGGUGUUAUUCAAGCAUUCAACUCCAACCAUUGAUGGAUUAACGGCUGUUUUAACGUAAUGUUUAAUGUUUUUUGCAGCAUAUCAGUUGAAUCUGAUUAAGAGAAGGAGGGCAGGUUGCAAAACCGGCAAUGACAUUAUAUUUUUGUUAUUCUUGUCCCUGAAAAUCAGUGGUAUGUCUUCAUUGGUGUAGUCGGGUCUUUUGACUCUCUUGCUGCUUCUUGGCAGACAGUAACCCACUAACUUGGAGUUGUUUGUUAGCUGGUGUAUUCGCCUAAAUUUCAUUAUUUUAAAAUGAUAAACUCUGUUACACCAGACUACAGUGAGUGCUGUAGUAUUGUCCUGUCAAGUUGUCACAAAACAAACCUCUUUUUAAACCACAUUGUUUUUCAUAACUGGAUGUUGGAUUGUUUAAUGUGUCUGUAUGCAGAGGGAAUAAUCUGAAUCAGCCACUGGGGCAUAACUUCGUGUUUGGUGUUGUUUAACCAAUGCAAGGGUUCUAUAUAUCCACAACUUCCUUUUCCAAGUUGAGUAUUUGAUUGUAUGUGUGAUGAAGCCUUUUGGUAAAAUAAAUGAGUGUCAUCAACUGUUUUAAUGGUGCAUGACAUGCAAAAAUUUAGAAAAUCUCACAAAAUACAAAAAAAUAUGAGGCAACUAAGUGAAGAGGUGUGAUGUAAGUGGCUGAAAGAAGAUGAUCUCUGAGGACCUCUAUUUGGAUCUUACUGUUGUUAGUCUCCCUCUUUGUGUGAUUUAUUGAAAUGUGUAUGAUUGAAUAGUAACAUAUUAAAUAUUGACAUUGGCCAGCAUUUAUAAAUAAUGUAUAUAAAUGUAUACCCUUUAUAUUCUAUAUGCAUAUCUAGUUUGUACAAUGUAAAUAGCAAUUAAAGUUUUAGUCCAAUUAAAAAUAUAAAUGUAAUCAUUUUCAAAGUGCUUUUAAACCUUCUGUCCUUCUAUUCAUGUCUAUUUUCUUGCAUCUCUAUAUAUUUUAAUAUGUUGCUGGCAGUUAUUGUACUGUAAACAAUGUUGCAAUAAAGAUAAUGAGGUAACAGAACUUUGGUCUCCCAUCAUCUAUCAGCUAUGAGAAAAUGAAUGAUUAGGAUUAUUACCCUCGCUAGUUGGCACCAGAAUUAAUAGUCCAUUAAACAAGUUAUUCAUGUUUUUGUUAUUGUAGGCCUGAAUGUUGUGUCUAAGCUGUAGCGCCUAAAAUCUGCCACUAGCUAGGGGUAUGGUACCAGUUUAUGACUUUAUAUUG
Molecule: messenger RNA, 5004 nt
Organism: Notolabrus celidotus (New Zealand spotty)
Lineage: Eukaryota; Metazoa; Chordata; Actinopteri; Labriformes; Labridae
Product: sodium-coupled neutral amino acid transporter 3-like
Exons: 16
Coding region: 340-1884 (514 amino acids)
Biological process (GO): histidine transport; asparagine transport; amino acid transmembrane transport
Molecular function (GO): L-histidine transmembrane transporter activity; L-asparagine transmembrane transporter activity; L-glutamine transmembrane transporter activity
Source: RefSeq, a predicted model, not a curated record